Messenger RNA from Cylindrotheca closterium, 2844 nucleotides. The record is from the annotation of a GenBank genome assembly. Lineage: Eukaryota; Bacillariophyta; Bacillariophyceae; Bacillariales; Bacillariaceae.
AUGCCACUUCGAUUGGACAUCAAGAAGAAACUCUCUGCUCAGAGUGAGCGUGUAAAGAGUGUGGAUAUCCACCCUUCUGAGCCAUGGGUUUUGGCUGCUCUGUAUUCCGGAAAUGUAAUGAUAUGGGACUAUGAGUCAGGAAGCAUGGUCAAAUCCUUUGAAGUAUCCGAGCUCCCAGUGCGAUGCGCAAAGUUCGUUGCCCGAAAACAAUGGUUUCUUGCUGCUUCUGAUGAUAUGAGAAUGCGUUGCUUCAACUACAAUACGAUGGAAAAGAUUAAGGAAUUCGAGGCACAUGCCGAUUACAUUCGUAGUCUCGAAGUUCACCCUUCCCUCCCAUAUGUCCUUUCGACUUCCGAUGAUAUGACGAUCAAAUUGUGGGACUGGGACCGCGGUUUCGACUGCACUCAAAUCUUUGAGGGACACGCUCACUAUGUGAUGCAAGUCAAAUUCAAUCCUAAAGAUACAAAUACAUUUGCUAGUGCGUCAUUGGAUCGAUCCAUCAAGGUUUGGGGACUUGGAUCGCACGCACCGCACUAUACUUUAGAGGGACACGAAAGAGGAGUCAACUGUGUGGACUACUACCCAUCCGGAGACAAACCAUACAUUCUGAGUGGAGCUGAUGAUCAAACUGUCAAGAUUUGGGAUUACCAGACAAAAUCUAUUGUCCACAGUUUGGAUGGACACACAAAUAAUGUCUGUGCUGUCAUGUUUCACCCUAAAUUGCCAAUUAUCGCUUCUGCUAGUGAGGAUGGUACCGUGCGAAUCUGGCAAUCCACAACUUACCGUGCCGAGACUGCGUUGAACUAUGGCAUGGAACGUGCUUGGGCCCUUGCUGCCUCUCCGAAUUCGAACAAGCUUGCCAUUGGUUUCGAUGAAGGUUGCGUGUGUAUCGAGCUUGGAUCUGACGAUCCAGUUGCUUCCAUGGAUGCCACAGGCAAGGUUGUCUGGGCAACCAACAAUGACAUCCAAACAACUUCUGUCAAGGGGGUAGCUGGAACUGGCGACGAUGCCACCCCUGAUGGAGAACGUCUCACCGUUAUUCCACGUGACUUGGGAUCGUGUGAAUUGUACCCACAAAUGCUCAAGCACAACUGCAACGGCCGUUUCGUUGCCGUUUGCGGCGAUGGCGAGUUCAUCAUCUACACCUCUCAAGCUCUGAGAAACAAAGCAUUCGGACAAGCUUUGGACUUUGUCUGGUCUGGAAGUGGAACUGGAGACUACUGUAUCAGAGAGUCAAGCAAUAGCAUCAAGGUCUUCAAGAACUUUAAGGAAAGCCAGACCAUCAUCCCAGCAACUUCCAGUGCUGAGGGUCUCUUUGGAGGUCACAUGAUUGGUGUUAAGGGCGGAGAUGGUUCCAUCUUGUUCUACGAUUGGGAUUCUGGUGAAUUCGUCCAAAAGAUCGAAGCUACUCCUAAGGAAGUCUACUGGAGUGAUGCUGGGAACAUGGUUCUCUUGGCCACUGACGAUUCCGCCUUCGUCUUGAGCUACAACAGUGAAAAGGUUGCAGAAGCCAUUAGCAUGGGAAAUAUCAGCCUUGAAGAUGGAGUUGAAGGGUCUUUCGACUUGCUUUACGAAAUUGGAGACAACAUUACAUCUGGAAAGUGGGUCGGGGACUGUUUCAUCUAUGUCAAUGGUGGAGGCAGACUGAACUACAGUGUUGGCGGACAAAUCGAAACUUUGGUUCAUUUGGAAACAGCUGCCGGUGGACAAGCACAGCACUCCAUUCUGGGAUAUUUGGCUAAGGAGGACCGAGUUUUCUUGAUUGACAAGUCUCUGAGCCUCAUCUCGUACAAUGUCACUCUAGCUGUUCUUCAAUAUCAAACCGCUGUUAUGCGAGGUGACUUUGAAGCUGCUAAUGCCCUUCUUCCAAACAUUCCAGAAGAUGAAUAUACCAAGGUUGCUCGCUUCUUGGAGUCUCAAGGCUUCAAGGAAGAAGCAUAUGCUGUUACCACUGACCCAGACCACAAAUUCGAUCUGGCUCUUGAGUUGGGUCAAAUCGAAACUGCCCAUGAGCUUCUUGUAGAAACACCAGAAGAAGAUAAGGAAUCGACAGAGACCCAAUCAAAGUGGAAGCGACUGUCUGAUGCGGCUCUCAAGGACACCAACCUUGAGCUUUGUGAAGCUGCUGGAAUUGCCAGUGAUGACUUUUCCGAUCUUCUUCUUCUAUAUUCUGCUGUUGGAAACUUGGCAGGUGUUGAGCGCCUGGCUGAGUUGGCCACUGCUAAGGGCAAGACUAAUGUUGGCUUCGUUGCCCACUUCUUGACGGGCGAUGUUGAAACCUGCGCCGAUAUUCUUGUCAAAACAAAUCGAUUACCUGAGGCUGCACUUUUCGUGCGAACGUAUCUUCCAUCAAAGAUGGACGAAAUUGUUGCCCUUUGGAAGGAGGACCUUGCAUCUGUCAGUGAAACUGCCGCCAAAGCUUUGGCAUCACCGUCUGCAAAUCCAGAAUUCUUCCCUGACAUGGAAAUUGGUCUCCAAGUUGAACAAAUGUUCCUUGCACAAAGGGAGCAAUCGAAGGGAGUUGGAAUGUCAUCCAUUGAUUACCCAACAGCUAAGGGAGAUAUAGACUUGAAUCUGAUUGAGUUGAUCAAGUCCCGCCAAGGUGGUGGUGGCGGCGAAUCAAAGCAACCCGAACCAGCUGAUGAGCCUGUACCUGAACCUGAAGAAUCGGGACCUUCUGAGGCCGAACUUGAAGCCGCUCGAUUGGCAGAAGAAGAAGCUGCAAGGCAAGCAUCAGAGGAGGCGGCUGCGGCAGAAGCAGCGGCUGCUGAAGCUGCUGCCGCGGAAGCAGAAGAAGCUGCGGAAGCAGAAGUGGACGAGACCGAUUUCGGUGAUGACUGGUAA